Molecule: messenger RNA, 2976 nt
Organism: Symbiodinium sp. CCMP2592
Lineage: Eukaryota; Dinophyceae; Suessiales; Symbiodiniaceae
Source: the annotation of a GenBank genome assembly
AUGGACAAGAUGCUAGCUAAGUUGGCUUGGUCGCGGGCAGACGUGGACUUGAACGUGGCGAAGAACUGGGGUGGAAAGAAAGUGGAGGCUUCGGUGCUCAACCACGGAGUGCACAAAGCAAAGAAAAACCGCGGGCAAAAGCGGAAAAUCUGGUGGCAAAAGCACCUGGAAAGAAAGGCCGGCAAGUGGGGCGGCGAGUGGGGCGGCGACUAUCAGGGCGACGAUGAGGAGAAUAAGGAAGAUGAGGAGGAAGGCAAGGCCCCUCCUCCUGUGGAUCCAAACCACGAGCCCCUGGGCAAGAAGGACGGCCCCGACGAUGACCACCACGAUGAUCCGGGCCGCACAGUGGAUUCAGCAGGAUCGGCAGGAUUGCCGCCGCCGAUCCACGACCCAGACAGUGCCGACGAAGCCGAGGCACCCGGGCUUAUCAUGCAUGGGCUGGGUGCUAGUGUAUGCUCCUCGUGCAGGUAUAUCUACAUGCCGAACUGCGGGGACGAUGCUGGCUCUGGGGACUAUACCAUCCAGGCUGGCCUUGGUCGUGGUGCCGCUGCCUUGGCUGUGUUUGUGUCUGUUCAGGAGCCCGACUUCACGGACUAUGUCGUCGAGGUGGCUGUUGCUGUGGUGUCGUUUGCUGGGAAAAUGAAUGGCCGCAGCUUGGGUGCUGUUGUUGCCUACAAGCAUGCAUAUGUUCUGCCGUCACUCAUGGGAAAGCCAGCUGCCAAGAAGGCCAUGGCCAAGGCGAAGAACGGUCCCAAGGCAGCACCCAAAGCCACUCCCAAGGAGCUCAAGAAGCAGGAGAUGGAGAAGGCUGCUAAGAAAAAAGAUCAAAGCAACUUGGUCACUACCCUCAAGAAUGCGAAGACCAAGCUCCAGGGAGUGCAGAACGGCACGAUUCAGGUCAGCGACGGCGAGCUGGAAAACCUCAAGAACAAGGCCGAAUUUUUCGAUCGCUAUGUGAGCUUGGAUCGCAAUGAUCCAGAAAAGGCGCAAAUGUUGGCUGCCUUCUUGGCAGACAAGACAUGCAACAACUACAUGCAGAAGAUUCGGGAGAUCUCCACCGAAACGAAAACCGAGGAUGAAAAGGCUUCGGGAUUUGUGACACAAUGGGAGAUUGCCGCCAAAGAGAACCUUCCGGUCGACAGCCCGCUCUUGCAGAAGUUGUUGGACGGUCUCAAGUUCGACUACGAUUGGAACGAAGCGGUGCCCAGAGAAAAGGUUUUCAAGGAGGCCGGUGAAAAGCGAUUCUUCUAUGAGAAGAAUGCCAUGACAACCGAGAAGACCUCCUUCAGCUCCAAGUCCGGUAUCACCGCAGCAGGAGAUCUCGGCAAGAAGAAGGCGGACUCCUUCUUGAACGACAAGGACACAAGCACCGCCGACCCCGCCGCCAAGGUGAAGAUCGAGUUCCCCUUGCAUGUGGAGUUGGUCUCGAGCGUGAAAGUGCUGAAGAGCGGCAAGCAGAAGAUCCAGAAGGAGCUCAACACAGGCAAGGACUUGUGCCAGAAGCUUGCCACCGGCGGCGGCUACGACACGACCGAUCUGGCCAAUGCGAUUGACACCUUCGACAACUACCUCGCUACCCUGAGGCAGCGGAUCGCAACUGCCGAGGAGGUCCAACCUCCUGAUGUUACCAAGGAAGUGGUGGCUGAGCUAAAGGCAGAAAUCGAUAUCGCCGACACACAUCUGGAUGCCUUUAAGAGGGCCAUGACUAAGGAGUCUGAGCUUCAAAGGCAUGCUCGGGCUGCAGCUGACAUGGGGAUCGAUCGUGAAAGCCUCACCGGGCUCGGGAUUUGGGGCGAUGGUGUUCCCAUGACCCGAAACAGAAACCAGAGCUUGGAGAUGCUCAGCUUCAACAUCCUCACAUGUCAGCUUCGCAGCACAAUGCGAAUUCCAGUUUUCGUCAUUCAGAAACAUUGGCUAGCCCGUGGGGGAUCUACAUGGGAUGCUGUCAUGGAUGUGCUUCGGUGGUCUUUGACAUGUGCAACUUCUGGUCAAAUGCCAAAGUACGAUCACACAGGUCUGCAGCCGCUUAAGGAACCAUGGAGAAAACAAAGGGCAUUGAUCCAUACGCCUCGAAGUGUUUUGCUGGAAAUACGAGGCGACUGGGCUUUUUUCAAGCAGGUGCUGAACGAAGCCUCUGGUUGUUGUUGGAUGUGCGACAUUAAGCCUGAAGAUAUCCGAGAGGUUUCAGGUGAAGCUGCAUGGAUGCAGCCAGAGCACAGGAAGACUCCGUGGCAGGCACUCAUGGCUGCUCCUAGCAUCAGUCCCAUUUUCGCAACACCGUAUGUUGGAACUGAGUGCAUCCAAAUGGAUUGGUUGCAUGUGGUGGACAUAGGAAUUGCUUUGCAGUUCCUGGGAUCCAUAAUGAAGUACUUCUGCUCGAAGUUUGAAGGGACGUUUGACGAGCAGGUUCGAGAAAUGUUCCGCUGCAUUUUGGAGUUCUAUGAUGUCCAGGCCGUGGAAUAUAGGUUUGAUCAUCUAAAGCCUUCAAUGAUCAAGGAUCCUAAGAAGAAGUUCCCCAAGCUUAGAGCAAAAGCUGGGGAAUCGCGAUGCCUGGUGCCUUGGGCUGCACAGAUGGCUGAUGCUCUUAGGGAUGCUGACAAUGAGGUGGAACAGACCAUGUACAAGUGUGCCUGGCAUUUCAACAAAUGCUAUGAGCAACUGAGUAGCAGAACGUUCGAUGCUGCUGUUUUGGCCGAGCAUGGAGUUGCAUUCGCAAAUCUCUAUGUCGCUCUGCAUGAGCACUUCACGGUGCAAGGAGUCUGCCUCUUCAAGGUGACUCCUAAACUGCAUCUCUUUUGCGAAAUCAGCUAUCGAGGCCGGGAUUGCCCCAGUGUGCACUGGUCAUACCGAGAUGAGGAUUGGGGCGGGAAGAUGGCUAUUCUUGCAGCCAGCAAAGGAGGAGCCAACACCCCGAAUGCCUUGGCCAAUGCUUUCUUUUCUCGUUUCACCUCGGGGCAUAAAGUGCCUGUGCUUUGA